This is a messenger RNA of Petromyzon marinus (sea lamprey), 2189 nucleotides long. RefSeq names its product transforming protein RhoA-like. Gene Ontology annotation, biological process: small GTPase-mediated signal transduction. Gene Ontology annotation, molecular function: GTPase activity; GTP binding. The record is from RefSeq and is a predicted model, not a curated record. NCBI's taxonomy places the organism in Eukaryota, Metazoa, Chordata, Hyperoartia, Petromyzontiformes, Petromyzontidae.
CUUCCCCCCGCCCCGCGCUCAGGAAGUAUCGGCGCGCGUGGCACUGUGGGUAGCGAGCGCGGCUGGGUGUGGCUGCUGCGGGCUCUGCUGUGCCGACCGCGACGACUCCGAGCACAGCGCGCACGACGAGAACGGGAUGGCUGCCAUCCGUAAGAAGCUGGUGAUCGUGGGCGAUGGUGCGUGCGGGAAGACAUGCCUGCUCAUCGUCUUCAGCAAGGACCAGUUCCCUGAGGUGUACGUGCCCACCGUCUUUGAGAACUACGUGGCCGAUAUCGAGGUGGACGGCAAGCAGGUGGAGCUGGCUUUGUGGGACACAGCUGGGCAGGAGGACUACGACCGGCUGAGGCCUCUUUCUUAUCCAGACACCGACGUCAUCCUCAUGUGCUUCUCUAUCGACAGUCCCGACAGCCUGGAAAACAUCCCUGAGAAGUGGACCCCUGAGGUGAAGCACUUCUGCCCCAACGUGCCCAUCAUCCUGGUGGGCAACAAGCGUGACCUGCGGAACGACGACGCCACCCGUCGUGAGCUCGCCAAGAUGAAGCAGGAACCGGUGAGGACCGAGGAGGCGCGCGACAUGGCCAACAAGAUCGGUGCCUUCGGCUACAUGGAGUGCUCGGCCAAAAACAAGGAGGGCGUGCGCGAGGUGUUUGAGCUGGCGACGCGCGCCGCGCUGCAGGUCCGCACGCGCAAGAAGAAGUCGGGCUGCCGACUGCUCUAGUCUCAGCCGCUCCCCGUGCGCCGGGAGGGGGGCACAGGCUCACGGGACCCGGCCUCGUGACCACGUGGCAGAAUCUGGAUACCUUUUGAGAGUUUCCCCGGACGCAACGGUGGACUCGAUUAACCGCAUUUGUUGGGAAACGGGCGACCCUUUGCCGAUGAUUGAUUGUCAAGGUAAUUGGACGUUAACCGGAUCGCAUUGGGCGCUAUUAAUACAAACUAAUUCUGUCAAGCCAGUUUUGGACACGGAGAUGAUUUGGCGGUGAGGAAGGAGGGGAGGGUGUUGCGGUGAGAUGGGAGAGUGCAAGGCUUCGGAAUAAAUUGAUCAAAUGUGAUGGGACCCCAACCUCACAAUAGAAAUAAGUUCAUCAGUGCACAUGCCAGCAGCAUUGUUUGAGACUGAUUGAAGUGCGGUUAAUCGAGUCGGCUUUGUAUAAAUUAAUUCCAAUGAAUUGUUAACGAUUGAAAAUGAACAAUUAUCGGGGAUCAGUAGGGAUUCUGCUAGGUUUCAUGAGAUCACCCUUUGCUGAGUUUGGUGCCCCUUGUUUAUGAAGCACAGAUCUCUGGCCCUAUUGCCUUCCUGUUUUAAGUGCAGCCAGGCUGUGGUGCUCCCCACUAGGUGUGUUUAGAAGCCUUUGUGCCUGCGCACUGUGGUGUAAAACCUCAGGUUAGUCCUCUCUCAAGCAUAUCCACAAUGUUCGUUUUGAAUCCACGGCGUAACUAAGAUUGAUUGGACGUGAUUCGGACACAGUGCGAGCGCGGCAGCUUGCUCUGUCGUCGCGGACAUCGCGAGCGACGGCAGGUGAUUGCGCUUGAGCGGCGUUUCCGGAGGUCUUCCUGCUAGCGUGCUGCUGCUGCACGCUGUGUGGUGGGGCUAUACUUGUGACAUGACUAAUGGGUGGGCUGUCGCUCCAUCGUGAUCCCCCAGCACUGUGGCCGUCUUUGUCCCGUGCGUUUGGCAGCCAGAAUCUCGCACCAGUGCGUUUUGAAGUAAUGUCCGUCUGUUGCUACUGUUAUUACGUGCACCUGCCAAAGCUAGAACACAAUACAAGAGGUUGCCUUCUCAGCACGUUGAGCAUUUGUAUUUUAGAUUGCGAAGUCUUUUGAAAACUAAAAAAAAAAUGUUGAAUGAUGAUUUUGUAAUUGUCUAAGGUACUGUGACCUCUGCGUCUGGUUUAUUAAGUAGUGCUGUGGCUCAUUAAGCACUCCCGGUGUAAUUGUUGGGAAAAGGGAUCGGUGUUUGGUUUAACUAAUUUUGUUCUACCCAAUUAAGCCAAUUUUGUCAAUUAGGCAGCAGGUGUGGCUCAAUGCACAUAAUUAUAACUAGUGUGAGGUAGCACAUUAGCUUACUUAGUUACAUUCACAUAGGUGAUUCUGUUUAUUGUUAUUAUUAUCUGUUAAAGUAAUUCCAGACUGAAAUGUUCUGCUUCGUGUACCAUGGUCUGUUUUGGAAUAAAGAAUAUGCUGUUGUA